Molecule: messenger RNA, 234 nt
Organism: Podospora bellae-mahoneyi
Lineage: Eukaryota; Fungi; Ascomycota; Sordariomycetes; Sordariales; Podosporaceae
Exons: 2
Coding region: 1-234 (77 amino acids)
Source: RefSeq, a predicted model, not a curated record
AUGUUUCGUUGGUACGAAAAGUCAGAAUUUGCUACGCUUACCUCUCCGACGUACCUCAAGGGCAAUCUUCCAUGUCGGCAAUUAUGGAGGAAGCCACAGGAGUACCUCACCACAUUCUCACGGGCAUUACAAGCUUGCACACCUGUAGUGUGGCGCAGAGAAUGUCCUGGGCGUCAAGGUGAGUUACAACCAGGCCCGAGGACAUGGCCCUAUUGCUUGGUUGGGUUUUUUUGA